GGGCAAUAUAAAGGCAAUUGUCUUCACUGAUUGGGACAGGGAAGAUGAAGCGGGGCCGGGCUAGGUUCUGAGGGAGGGGCUUAUAGCGCCUCACUUUCCCGCCGACGGUUAGCUCCGUCACGUGACAUGGGUCGGAAGAUGGCGUCUCCCACAGACGGGACUGACCUGGAAGCAUCUUUGCUGAGUUUUGAAAAACUUGAUAGAGCCUCACCAGACCUCUGGCCUGAACAAUUACCAGGUGUUGCUGAAUUUGCAGCAUCCUUCAAAAGUCCUAUAACUAGCUCUCCACCCAAAUGGAUGGCUGAAUUAGAAAAUGAUGAUAUUGAUAUGCUAAAAGAAUUGGGCAGCCUCACCACAGCUAACCUGAUGGAGAAAGUACGAGGGCUACAGAAUCUUGCCUAUCAAUUGGGAUUGGAUGAGUGGAGAGGAAGGAAGAAGAGAACAAAAAAAUCAUUGGUGAUAUUUAGUUUAGAGAUUGAAAAGUGAACUCUUGUGUAUCCACUAGGCAGAAGCAGAGGAAGUCUGUUUGGUCAUCUGCUAGGCUUGAGAGGAACAGCUGCUACACUUUUAUCAAUUGAGGAAAGAAAUACCAUUAUCCUUUUUCAACUGGUAAUUUUUCACCUGGCAUAUAGCCUGUCGGGGACUUAGUGAUCUCAGCAGAAUAUACAUAUAUCAAUGAGUUAAAUUUAGUUCUAGAGAGCUUAGGAAUGACAGUUCUUGCUCAUGGUGAGCUUGGAUAGUAGCUCUGUUUUUUUUUUUUUUAAAUACCAAUAUCCUUGAAUUGUCAGAUACAUGGAAAGUGUUUUGGGUAUCAAAGAGAAAUAUCAACUCUCAUUUCUUCGUGUUUCUUCUACUGUAUAGGAGAAGCUAUAAAUAUGAUCUGGGAUACAAGUAAGGAGAUGGGAAGGUUAUAAAUGAUGAUAAAGUACCUCUAGCAAAGUCUUUUUCUAGUAAAACAUAAUGGGUGCCUUAUUAUUAAAUUUAACAUUCUGAGAGGAACAAGAGAUCUAGGAAAUUCUAGAGAAAUGUCCUGAAAUGAUAAAUAUUUUAUAUAAAGAUCAAUGUCCACCACAGCAUUUUUCCUAUAAUAGGCACUUAAUAGAUUUUUUGGUAAAUUUAAUUGAUCAUGGCCUGAUAAGAGCUGAUGGUUACGAUAAAAGAGGAUGAUUUGAAGUGUACAAUAGAAAGAAAAAGAACGGGAACAUUUGAAAAAGGACUGUUGAGUUUGAUAUAUUUAAACCUAGGAUUAGUUGUUAGGAAAGGGAGAAUAUGAGUAAAGAAUUCAGCCUGGGAAUUACCUAUGUAAAAGUAAUAACUGAGCUUGAGAAAUCAAUUGAUGAUUUGGUGAUAAGGAUGCAAAAGGGGAAGAGCUAAAAUGACAUUUCUCAUUCAGCACUUAAAAUGAUCAGUGGCUUUUGUCAUUUUUGUCCUAGUGAGAGUACCCACCAAAACUAUAACUUCUUACAUAAAUAUCUGCUGGCAGGACUUAAGCUGAAUAAAUUCUUCCUCUCCAUUUUCUAUAGCAGUAAGUCCACAAGCUCAUUGAUUUAUUGAAUAAAAUAAAUUCCUUUUUUUAAACAUACUUUCUCUUUGUGAAUUUUUUCUUGUUUAUGUAUGGUCAAAUAAGUAGGAGGUAGAAUCAUCUUUAAGUGACCUUUUAUAACUUUGACUAGAAGGUGUUAGAUGAGUACACAGGGACUUUUUUGUUUUGUUUGUAAAAUUAAAGCUUCUAAAAACCAAAGAAAUUGCAUCUGGCAACCCAGCAAAGCAAUCAUUUACUUUUAGCUUUGAAGUUAGAAGGAAGACAAAAGGAAACCACUAUUGUGUAGAAAAGAGUCUUGCCAAAGAGGCCAGCUAGUUAUUUAGGUUGAACCUCCAAAAGGUGGCUCAGAAAUUCUGUUUGAUCAAUCCACUCAGAAGUAUUUAUACUUGGAAAAGUGAUUUGUGCUAACCAAACAAGGGAUUCUUAAACCUGAAUGCAAGUUUGUGAAUUUAUAAUGAAGAAUUUGACUGCAGAGGGGACCUAGAUUCUUCCAUGAAUUGGACAGUAUAUUCUCUUUCUAGUAGAAAAGAGACCAAAUUAGUAAUAGAGGGAUAUUUAGUGAUCCUAGAGUAAGAGUAAAGGAAGAUGAAUAAUUUUAAUGGAUAGUGCCACCAAGGUAUGGUAGCUUGGUGCACCUUUCUUUAUUGUAGGGGAUAUAUAUAUGCUUGUCAAGUAGAAUGAAUCUUAUCUAGCACUUUAUCCUAUAAAUAAUAGUAACAUAUUUUUGUUCAUACAUUAGCUUUCCUUAUACAUGGAGGGAAUAGGAGAAAAGGCAAACAAUUCAUGUAAGCAAAAAGUCACUUUAGUAGAAAGUAGUUACUAGUGGGAAGACUUGGGAUUGGUUCCAAAGCCAUUUGGAUUAUUAAUUUGACUUAGAUCAGAUUUAUCUAGGUCUAUGGUUUGAUAAAACCAGAAUUGGAAAAGACUGAUAUUUUAAGUAAUUAAAAAAUAUUUGAAUCCAUUAAAGGGAAUAUCUUGGAAAGAAAUAUUUUUUUAAGACAAAAUAUAAAAUACUGUUUGAUACUGACCAAAUCAACUGUAAGAGUUAUUAGGGAAGCUAAAGCAUAAAGAAAGAAAAAUCUAGUUCCUGAAGGUAAAAUAAGUGGGGAAUCUUAACUGAGUAUACUUUUCUGAGUGUGUUUAUAGGGAAACAUUUUUUUUUGUACUAAUGCAUAAAUUUUUAGUGGCAACUUCUGAAAAACUGCUUCUGUUUUGAGUUAUAGACUUUCUUUCAGAAUGUAACUGUGAUUAAUGUCAGGCAUAUGGCUAGUGUCUAGAUACAAAAUAUUUUACCUAUGUGAUUGUUGGUAUCAUUGUGUACAUUUUGAGAAUGAAUCAGAAUGCUGUUAUCAAAGAAGAGAUUUCUGAAAAGCUCUGGGGCAGGGAAUUAUAAGUUCUCUGGUCUCUCAUACAGGUUACAUAAGUUUAUCUACUGUGGAGAAGGAAAUACUUCUGGGAGGAUGGAAUAUUUUAUUAUAAUGGAAAACACUUAUGGUUUUACAGUUUUCAAAACUGAUUUUUGAUUAAUGUAAUCUAUAGAAGCAGUCAUGUGAGAAUUCAGUACUAUUUCCAUUUUUGUACAUUUGAGGAAAAUAAGCCCUAGAAAGAUAUGAUUUCCUAGGAAUGAUCUACUGAAGGGAGUGGGGAGGGGGACAACUAACCACAGAUCUAGGUUCUAGUUUUGACUCUUCUACUUUCUGUGUGACUUAAGGCUAAUCACUCUGUACCUCAGUUUCCUAAUCUAUAAAAUACAAAUAAUGUCCUAUUGAAGAAUGAAAUGAAAAAUUAUGGCAGCGCUUUGAAAAGUUUCUUUUUAAAUAUAACAUCUUUAUUAUAAUAAGUAUAAUGAUACCAGAAUGGGACUUGAGUGCAGUUUGGGCCAAGUGACAGAUUUAGUUGUCAUUUGUCUGAUGGCCAGUCUAAUUAGAUUUGGAAAGUUUCAUAUUAGGAAGUUGAUCACUAGGUGAUGUAUUGUGUCAAAUGCAAUAACUCAGGAAAACUCUGCAAUGCAUAGAGGAGUUGUGAUUCUCUCCUCUGCUGGAGGGAGAGCCCAACAGUGUUUUGACCAUGGAUCCUACAAGUGGAAGCAUAAUUGAAGUGUAAUACUCUGUUGAACUUACAAGGGCAAAGAGGAGGCUUUGCAGACUUGCAGUCUGGUGUGCUUUCUGCUAUUAAUUUAGUGUUUUAUUGUGGCUGGUGUGAAUCUUCUCUAGUUCAGAGUAUUGUGUAAAUCAGUAUUGGGAAGAACAGUCAAGGGCUGGGUCAUAGUCCCAUUUUUACCACUGAGUUCAUGUGUGAGCUUGAACAAUUCAUUUCACUUCUCUGGGCCUCAGUUUUCUCAUCUGUUAAAUUCAUUUUGGUUAGAUGAACUUUAAGUUGCCUCCUGACUUAAAUGUACCCUCAUUUGAAGACUGAAUUAUUAUCAAUCCUUUUUUCUUCUCUCUCACUUAGUUGUGCACACGUGGCCCCUUCCCCCCCCAACAAUUCAAGGAGGCACAAAUUAAGAAUAUUUAGUACCUGUAUUCAAUCAACGGUUGGCCUUUUUUUAAUCCAAGCCUAUGAAUUAUUAGUUAUUAAGAACUUCCAGUAUGAAGGAUACAGCACUGAACACUGGAAAUAGCCUUAAUGCUGGAAUCAGAGAACCUAGGUUCAAAUCCUGACUUGCAUCCUAAUUCCCUGUGGGAUUUUGGGCAAAUUAUUACCCUCCUUAGACCUCAGUUUCUUUGUCUUUAAAUUGAGGGAGUUAAACUCCAUGUUCAUCAAGAUCUAUGAUCCUGUAAUGGUCUUAAUUCUUCCAUAAAUGCCCAUUAGCAGGUAGGCUGUAACUUAUGUCUUAGAAUUUCAUUGGGCCACCAGAAGAUUGAAUGGUCAUCCAUCUCAGAUGUGUCAGAAGCCCCAGGUACAGUGCUUUAAUCUGGGCUGAGAUGACUGACAGAAAGAUGUGCUCUCAAAUAAAUGUUUGUUUUAAAAUACAAAUUGCUCAUUUCAUGAUCUUGGAAUGCCAGUAGCGUAGCAAUAAUAGUGAUGUCAAGCUUGUAAUGCCCAUCAUUUUUUUUCUAAAUCCUUAAUAUCUGUCUUAAUAUUGAUACUAAGUAUUGGUUUCAAGGCAGAAGAGCAGUAAGGGCUAGGGAAUUAGGGUUAAGUGACUUGCCCAGGAACACAUAACUAGAAAAUGUCUGAGGUCAAAUUUGAACCAAGAACUUCCUGUCUUCAGGCCUGGCUCUAUCUACUGAGUCACCUAUUUGCCCCAAUCUCUUAUCAUUUCUUCAAUAUUCUCUUCUCUCCUUAAGAAAUAUAACCUUCAUAUAUAGAUUGUAUGCUAUUUUGGGUAUUUGUAUCAUCCUACUUUUGAAUGCAGGCAGGUUUAUCCUUGUUUAAUCCCUUAAGAUAAUUAAUUUAUGUUUACCUUUUUGUAUUUCUCAUCACUCCUGUGUUUGAACUUAAAAUUUAUUUGCAUAUGAAACUCUCCAAAUCCAUUGAAGUCCUCCAUUUUGUUUGUGGAUUUUUUUUUUGCCUGGAGAAUCCUCCAGUUAUACUCAGUUUUUCUGAGUAAGUUAUGCUAGGUUGUAAGCCUUUAUCCUUUGCCUAAUAGAAUAUCAUAAUUCAAGUUCUCUACUCCUUUAUUGUGAUGGCUGCAAAAUCAAGCACUCCUUUAUCCCUUUUACCCAGAAAUGAUUUUUCCUUUUUUUUGUUCUCACUUUGCACAUCUAAUGCAUUGUCUUCUAUUGUGUAUUAGAAUUUUUUUGUGUCAUAUCCUUUUACUAGUUUGUAAAUUCUGUGAGGGCAGGGACCAUCCGUUAUGUAAUAAUUGACUUUGCCCCAGAGCUGAGCAAAAUGUUUUUCACAUAGUAAUUACUUAAUAAAUGUUAUUUGGAAUUGAAUUGAAUUACCAUUGGAUAAAAAUAGGUAAAUAAAGUGGUCUCUGUCUACAACUGAUGACUAAUACUGGAUUGGUCUCAGGUUUUAAGACCAUAUAGAGGUAAUGUUCUGAGUUGCCAGUUUUCCUUUUUAUUGCUUGUUAUGUUGGGCUCAGAUGUCUGGAAUUAGUAGCUUCUGUUUUCAGUUUCCUGCUUCCCCAGAUUGGUUUUGGGAUGAUUGUUGAUAGCAUUUGUGUUGAGUACAUUAUAUGUCUUAUUUCACUUAAAAAAAAAAAAGCCUUAGAUUUUUCUUUCACAAAGGAUAUUGUAACAGUAUACCCAACAGUUGUCCCCUGUGUUUAUUAGUCUUCACUAGUGGCAAUCUGUUGAACCUCAUUAAUUUAGGGAUAGACAGUAUUUCUUAUCAGCUGUGGUUUUCUCUACUGAAUGCUUACAGAAAGUGACACUGUUUUGUGAAUGAGAAUUUUGUUGUUGCUGUUGUUCUUAGCCUUUGUGUAUGAAAAGGAUCUAAGGAAAGGAUACCUUGGGGGUGGGGGAGUGGGCCAGAAGGUUAAGGAAGAUACUAGAAUAGGAAGUUUCCUGUGGAGAGCUUCCUAUAUUCCCCUACCUAAUCCUCCCUAUUGAAAACAAUAAAGGGGCAACUAGGUGGCUCAAGGGAUUAAGAACCAGGUCCAGAGAUGGGAGGUCCUGGGUUCAAAUGUGAUUUCAGGUACUUCUAGCUAUGUGACCCUGGGCAAGUCACUUGACCCCCAUUGCUUAGCCCUUACUACUCUUCUGCUUUGGAACAAUAACAAUACAAUAUUGCUACUAAGACAAAAGGUAAGGGUUAAAAAAAAAAGACAGACAAUAAGUUUAAAAUUCCCAAAUCCAAAAAACUCACCAAGAAUAAGAUAAUCUUAAAUCCCCUUUUCAGCUGCUACCUUGUUUCCCACCCCCACCCCCAUAUAUUCCC
Messenger RNA from Monodelphis domestica (gray short-tailed opossum), 6373 nucleotides. The record is from RefSeq and is a predicted model, not a curated record. NCBI's taxonomy places the organism in Eukaryota, Metazoa, Chordata, Mammalia, Didelphimorphia, Didelphidae.